UACUCUUUCACUAGAAACUGAAAAUAAAUAUUCUGAAGAGAUGCAGUGGAUUUUAAGGUCAUCAGCAGCAAGAUCCUUCGAAGGAAAAUGGUCUCCAAAAAUCAGACAACCAAUCUGCAAUGACUACCCGGAAGAUCUGGAAGAUAAUGUUACACUGGUUUUCCGUAAGCCUAGUUGGCAGCUCAGAGCCAGCCUUGCCUCUGUGUUGAUCACCCCUGUCCUCUACCAACUCUACCUCAUUAUGGUCACCAUCAGAUACAUACUCUUCUUACAAACUUUUUCCUCUCCCCCACAUCCUGCUUGCCCUGUGGUUGACUUGAGUUGGACCGGAGUGUUUCCUUGUGAGCUGGGAUGGAGGGGGAGUGCACUGGUCGUUCUCAUUCUGUCAGCUGUGCUUAUCACCUGCUACUCACUCAUCACUGCCUGCUUGGUGAGAUGGAACCCUCGGAAACAAUGGAACAUUCAGUAUUGCACUACAUUAGUUUUUGAUACUCAAGAGAAACCGACCAAGUUCCAAGUGAGAGUUCAGAGCACUAAUGGACUGAUGUUGCCCCCCACUCUCAGUCUGUGUAUACUGUUACUGAUAUUCCGCUUACUGUUACAGUCAGGAGAUGUUGAAGCAAACCCUGGACCAACGCUUGGUUCAAUUCUGAUGCUCAGUGAUUUGAAUUCUGUUUAUGAAAAACUGAUAGAAGCUGCUGGAAAUUGGUUUAAUCUGGGACUCGCUCUGGGAUUAGGUCAUGGCACCCUCGAUGAUAUAAAGGAUGACUAUCACAGGAACAAGGACUGUCUACGUGAAAUGAUAGUUGCUCGCUUGAAGACUGGCCCUCUCACCUAUUUUGAAAUAUGUCAAAGUCUCAGUGCACCAACAGUUGAUCGGAAUGAUGUCGCUGAGGCUAUAGAGGAGGCAUGUACAGUUGACGAUACUUCACCUGGGUCAUCUGUGAGGCCAACAUUAUGCACAACGACUCCCGAACCAACCAUUGAGGAUACUUCACCAGGGCCAUCUAAGAGGCAGAAAUUGUCCACAACGACUCCUGGACCAACCGAACCCAAAUCCGAUAAUCAUUCCACCAUCCAACAAGAUGAAGCAAUAGGAAUUUAUCGAUCAUACUUAACUAGUAUUUACGAUACAAGAUCUCUCCCUGCUGACGACAAAUAUCCUCUCCAGUGCAUUAAACACUUUGUUAACCUAGAAUGUGUGGAUGUAAGUAAACAUUUAUCCAGAAAAGAUAUCGAAGAGUCCUGGUCAAAAAUUGUUCAGGGCGAGCUGCCAGUGAAUAGAUUUCCUAGAGAGAGAAUCACAAUGGACCAGUUAGCUUCCAAAGUAGAGGGCAAAUUCUCGAAACUAGUUGUCAUUAAAGGGGCCCCUGGAGGAGGUAAGACGACUUUGUCAUGGGAACUGUGCAGACGAUGGGCUAAUGGUGAUUUUUGGAGAGAUUACUCCCUCGUUAUAUUGCUCCGACUUCGAGAUAAGAAUGUUCAGGAAGCUGUAGAAUUAGUUGAUCUAUUUCAAUGUGAAAAUACUGAUGCUUCCACAAGUAUUGUUGCUACUACUACUAUACAAAAUCAUCAUGGGCGCGGUAUUCUUUUCAUUUUGGAAGGCCUGGAUGAGUUGCCACCAUCCCUUAGAGAAAAAAAGUCCAUGUUUAUGAAGCUAAUAACUGGACGUCUUCUGCCAGCUAGUACCGUGCUUGUUACCACUAGGCCCUGGGCUGUAUGUGAUCUACCUGUCACUUGUAGCUCAAGAGUUGAUCAGUUCAUUGAAAUCUUAGGUUUUUCUUCCAAACAAAUUCAAGAAUAUAUUGAUCUAAUGAUCAAAGAUGGGAAAGCUCCACCAGAACUACGUGAAUACAUUGACUCUAAUCCACAAAUAUCUAGUGCAAUGUAUAACCCUCUUUAUGCCAGAAUUGUAGUUGAAAUUUACCAAGAAUGCCAUGACAAAGAUUGCCAUGACAAAAAAAGCAAUAGCAUAUUUCCUAACACAACAACCGAACUUUACACCACAUACUCUCAAAUUUUAAUUGAAAGAUAUUUACAUGAAAAUCCAGUGUACUUAGACAGUGAUUGGAGUGGUGAGCUGAGUGAGUUACCUUCGUCACUUCAGGUACAUUUUGAUAAACUCUGCCGAAUUGCGUACAAAGGAAUAACAAAAGAAAAACAACAAUUGGUUUUCUUCAAGGAAGAUGUUGUUGAUGCUAGCACUACACUCGGAUUCAUGAACAGUGUACAUCCUUUACAUAAAUUUACAAAUAAAAGCAACGGUUCUCCAUCUUACAAUUUCCUUCAUCUAACACUGCAGGAGUUCUUGGCUGCAUUCCAUAUAUGGAGAACAUACCCCCAACAGAAACAGCUACAGUUCAUUGAGACACAUUCUGAAAAGUACAAUAUGAUCAUCUUAUUUUUAGUUGGUCUCACAAAAUUGUCGGAUGACUGGACAAAAUGUAUUCUACCUGCUCCACGAGUUAGAUCAUCAGACAAUGAGUUGGUGAUUUACCUCAAUAGAGAACACAUACUCUGGCUUUAUGAAACUCAAAAUAAACAACUAAUUUCUUCUUUUGAGAAUGUUGUACUCCCUAUGAAACUAAUACAGUCAGGUUUGGAUCCCUUGUAUUUCCUUGCUCUAGGCUAUUGCAUAGCAGUAGGAAAAUUCAUGCUAGAAAUAAAGGUCAGGUUCGCCAACAAAAAAUUAAUGGAAGAUCAAAAUCAUCUUCAUUUUAUGGCUGGACUCAAGAGAGACAAAUGCUCUUCACAAAUCAAAUUCUUAGAUAUACUGUGGGGUAAACACCCAUUCCCUGAUAGUUUGUACAAAUUAUUCAACUAUGUUCCAGAUGCAAAACAAGGAGUGCUACGUGUAUAUAAUGCUGGCUGCAAUCCGAUGGCAAGCAGAUUUUCACAAUUCCUAAUUUCACAAUUAAACAUUCAACAUAAUAUAGAGAAUAUACCCUCAUCCAAUUCGCUGAAUUCAUUAAAAGUAAUUAACUAUUUUAUAACUCUGAAGAUAUUACAUUGUCAUAUUGAUGACUCGAACAUGCCUAUCAUUAUGAAUGAAACAAUUCCGUUAUUCUAUACCUCUUUGGAAUAUAUGGAAGUUAGGAUAGCCAUAAGCGUUGAUGAUAGACAUGAUGAAGAAUCAGAACAAUACCUACUAUUUGGAUUGAACAUAAAAAGGUUCAAAGAACUAAAGCGUUGUCAAUUAUUCCCUUCGAAUUUUGGUCCAAUAUGCACAGGUGAUUUUAUCGAACAGGCAAAUAAAUUUACCGAUCAUUUUGCUGACUUUUUGAAAUAUUUUGCACUAUUCACUGGUUAUAGUCGACUACCCACUUUUAUAAUAAAACGCUUAGUCUGUCAUUCCCUCUCAAAGUGUCCUUUGCUGGAAAAGCUAACUAUUGAUUUUAUAUCACCAGAUCCAAUUGCUGCAAGUGGACAAGAUUUAACACUGCAAAAUCUUGAUAGUAUUUUCACUGCACUCAAAGAAAAUUCUUCAGUUAGAGAAUUAUCUUGUAAAAUAAAAGUGGGCUUCACAUCAAAUGAAAUUAUCGAUCACUUCUGUACCAAGCUGCAGCAAAACACUUCUCUAGAGGAAAUAGAUCUUGAGGUGCUUAAUAGAUUAAGUGAUCCGAAGCUAGAACAAAUAAUGGAGACAGUAUGCAGGCCGACGCUUAAGAAGUUUGUGAUUAGAAUUAAUUUUCAUAGUCCAGUGAUAGCCAACAACGAUACAAUUGUAGCUAUUUGCAAUGUACUUGAGAAUAAUGAGAAUCUUGAGUAUCUGCAUUUGCCAACUAUGUGUGUGAAACCAGACCAACGUUUCUUACUACCUAUCGCAAAAGCAUUGAGUAAGAAUUCAAGUCUCACAACUUUGAUAUUGGAGUUUAAACUUACAGAAGAAAGCUUGGAACUCUACACUUCAGAAGAUAUCAAAGCUGUUGGUGAUAUGUUGGAAGAAAAUAAGGCUCUUCGUUUUCUCCACCUGAUGGUGGAUAUCCCUAACCCUAACUCUAAAACUAAUCCCGACUGGUCUCCGAUUAUCGAGGGUCUAAAACUCAAUGAAACAAUUGAAGAAUUACAUAUUCCAUUAAGUGCAAGAGGAAGUGCUAUAAAAUGCAUCGACUAUGUUCAUGUUAGGAGUAGAAUAAAGUUUGCGGUGGUCUAUGAGAUUCAUGAGAUGUCGUCUACCGACGAGGGAUAUCCGUCUAGUAUAUCUAAUCAACCGCUGCCAUACAAUAUGGCUGAGACCACGAGAGAGAGCCAAUCGUUGACCAUGCAGCAGACGCCAUAUUAUAAUACCUCGGAUACUCGUGCUUCUAUUGAGGAAGAGUCCAAACCAUCAACCAUAAUUGGUGUUAAGAGAAAAAAAGAGGACAAAAAAGACGAGUCAGGAAGACCAACGCUUGGCUCCAUUCUGACUCUCGAUGAUUUGGGGUCUGUUAAUGAGAAACUGAUCAAAGUCGCUGGUAACUGGAAGGAACUAGGACUUGCCCUGGGAUUACAUUCUGGAACCCUCAAAAAUAUAGAACAAGACUAUCGCAAGAGCAAGGACUAUCUACGUGAAAUGCUAACUGUUUGCUUGGAGACUGCCAAUCUCACCUAUUCUAAAAUAUGUCAGAGUCUCAGAGCACCAGCAGUUAGACAAGAUGCCCUCGCUGAUGCUAUAAAGGAGGAAUUUACAGAUGAUGAUACUUUGCCUGGGCCAUCGAAGAGGCAACAAUUGUCUUCUGGACCAACCAUGCAGUGAUUGAAUCACCUUAGUUAAUCGGCUUAAUUUAUGUUGAUAGUGAUAGAAUAAAACAUAAUUAUCUCAAAGAUUACUGUACAUACAUUAUUCAAGUAUAAGAAAGUUUGGUCCUAUAUAUUAAUGUAUAUUUCUCACUUUUACCUAUACAUAGUUUGGAGGACCCAAUGUUGUUGAAUGUUCCACUUUAUUAUUUUCGUUUCAAAACCCAAAUCCGAUAAUUGUUCCACCAUG
Halichondria panicea is the source of this 4966-nucleotide messenger RNA. RefSeq lists its product as uncharacterized. NCBI's taxonomy places the organism in Eukaryota, Metazoa, Porifera, Demospongiae, Suberitida, Halichondriidae. The record is from RefSeq and is a predicted model, not a curated record. Bases 41 to 4735 code for a protein of 1564 amino acids. The transcript has 11 exons. Gene Ontology annotation, cellular component: cytoplasm.